Messenger RNA from Solanum dulcamara, 704 nucleotides. RefSeq lists its product as uncharacterized. NCBI's taxonomy places the organism in Eukaryota, Viridiplantae, Streptophyta, Magnoliopsida, Solanales, Solanaceae. Gene Ontology annotation, molecular function: nucleoside triphosphate diphosphatase activity. The record is from RefSeq and is a predicted model, not a curated record. The coding region runs from base 38 to 421 and encodes 127 amino acids. Gene Ontology annotation, biological process: nucleoside triphosphate catabolic process. The transcript has 2 exons.
CAGAGUGAUACUUACAACUAAAUACAAGAGAGAAGAAAUGGAGAAUAAUAAUAACAAUAAUUCCCAUGAUCAAUAUGGUAGAAAAGUGAUGAAGGAUGUCUCUCUUCAGGAGCUGAGAGAGAGGCUUGCUGAAUUUUCUAGAGUUAGAGGUUGGGAUCAGUAUCACAGUCCUAGGAACCUUCUUCUAGCUUUGGUUGGAGAAGUGGGAGAGCUAUCAGAGAUAUUUCAGUGGAAGGGAGAAGUUGCAAGGGGGUUACCUAAUUGGACAUCAGAUGAUAAGGAACAUUUGGAGGAGGAACUUUCUGAUGUUUUGCUCUACCUGGUACAGCUAGCUGAUGUUUGUGGACUUGAUUUAGGUCAAGCAGCACUUAUUAAGAUUAUCAAGAAUGCUCAAAAAUACCCUGUUACUAAACCUACUUAAUUAAUUCUCACUAAUUAAGCUAGUUGUGGGAGUAUGUCCUUUUUUGUGGAUUUUAAGUUAUAAAUAAUAAAUCGUUAAUUAUGUAAGAAAUAUUUUAUAUCACUAGCCAAUAGGCACCCCUCCCCCAAAAAAAUAAAAGAAGAAGAAGCUACAUGUAUGUCUGAUCUUGAAAUUAAGACAAGUUGCCUAUUAUAAUGUAUGAGAAUUUUGAGAGUUUUAAGGCAUGCAAUCGAUGAGGCAGUUAUAUUAAAUAAAUUUGAUGAUGUAAAAUUUAUUUACGCUA